AUGAGCGCGCAUAGCCUUCCCGGCCGCCACGAACGGUCCCUCACCCAGAUUGUCUUUAACGCGGAGGGUGACCUGCUGUUCACGGCGUCCAAGGACCCGGUGAUCAACGUUUGGUAUACCUCGAAUGGGGAGCGAUUGGGGACGUUUGAGGGACAUAAUGGAACAGUGUGGACUGUGGCUUGUGAUUCUCAAACGAAGUACAUCGUUUCGGGCGCCGCGGACAGUUGCAUGAAGCUGUGGGAUGUGCGGACUGGGAAAUGCCUGUUCACAUGGGACUUCUUGACCGCCGUCAAGCGGGUUGCAUGGAGCGAGGACGACGACAUGAUUAUGUGCAUCACGGAGCAGCGUAGUGGCCAGCCGAGUGUGAUCCGUGUCUACCAAAUCAACCGGGAAGACAUCUCUCAACAAUCCAAAACACCUGUAACCGAAAUGAUCCUCACCGGCUCAAAAGCCACCGUCGCUCUCUGGGCACCCCUCUCCGACGCCAUCCUCACCGGCCACGAAUCGGGCAAAGUGGGCAAAUACGACGUCAAGACGGGCGAGGAGCUCAACAACGUGCCAGCGGGUGAGGGGCACAAGGGGGAAAUCACGGAUAUCCAGCUCAGUCCGGACGGAACGUACUUUGUUACCAGCAGCAAAGAUAAGACUGCCCGGUUAUGGGACACGGCGACGCUGCAAGAGAUGAAGCAGUACACUACUGAAACACCCCUCAACUCAGCCUGUAUUGCCCCGUUGAGGCCAUAUGUCAUUCUCGGCGGUGGGCAGGAUGCGAUGAGUGUCACGACGACGAGUGCGCGGUCGGGCAAGUUUGAGAGUCGGUUCUGGCACAAGCUGUUUGAGGAGGAGGUUGGGCGUGUUAGGGGGCAUUUCGGCCCUAUCAAUACUCUCGCCGUGCACCCCCAGGGCAAGGCAUACGCAUCAGGCGCAGAGGAUGGUUUCGUCCGGAUCCACUGGUUUGACGAGUCAUACUUCCGCAGUCGGCCUUUUGGUGAUCUCGAGCCAGAGGUUGAGUAG
Molecule: messenger RNA, 1014 nt
Organism: Dioszegia hungarica
Lineage: Eukaryota; Fungi; Basidiomycota; Tremellomycetes; Tremellales; Bulleribasidiaceae
Product: WD40-repeat-containing domain protein
Exons: 8
Coding region: 1-1014 (337 amino acids)
Biological process (GO): cytoplasmic translational initiation
Cellular component (GO): cytoplasm; eukaryotic translation initiation factor 3 complex, eIF3m
Molecular function (GO): RNA binding; translation initiation factor activity; protein binding
Source: RefSeq, a predicted model, not a curated record